Messenger RNA from Rangifer tarandus platyrhynchus (Svalbard reindeer), 2784 nucleotides. Lineage: Eukaryota; Metazoa; Chordata; Mammalia; Artiodactyla; Cervidae. The record is from the annotation of a GenBank genome assembly.
AUGGCCGCCGACGUCUUCAUGUGCUCUCAGAGCCGGCCCCGCAGCCGGGGCCGCGCCGUGCUGCUGAAGCCCCAGGUGCCUGAGGACGACGACGACUCUGACACGGAUGAACCGUCCCCGCCGCCCGCCUCCGGCGCAGCCACCCCGGCCAGGGGCCAGGCGAGCGCCGCGCUACCGCCGCCCAAGGCCGGGUCGGGCCGCGAGGAGGCUCCGCGCCGCCAGCAGAUCAUCCACAGCGGCCACUUCAUGGUGUCGUCGCCGCACCGGGAGCACCCGCCCAAGAAGGGCUACGAUUUCGACACGGUCAACAAGCAGACGUGCCAGACCUACAGCUUCGGCAAGACCAGCUCCUGCCACCUGUCCAUCGACGCCUCGCUCACCAAGCUCUUCGAGUGCAUGACCCUGGCCUACAGUGGGAAGUUGGUGUCUCCGAAGUGGAAGAAUUUCAAGGGCCUGAAGCUCCAGUGGAGAGACAAGAUCCGGCUCAACAACGCCAUCUGGCGGGCCUGGUACAUGCAGUAUUUGGAGAAGCGCAAGAACCCUGUGUGCCACUUUGUCACUCCACUGGACGGCUCUGUGGAUGUGGACGAGCACCGCCGUCCAGAGGCCAUCACCACAGAAGGAAAGUACUGGAAAAGCCGCAUAGAGAUUGUGAUCCGGGAGUAUCACAAGUGGAGAACCUACUUCAAGAAAAGGCUCCAGCAGCACAAGGAUGAGGACCUUUCCAGCCUGGCCCAGGAUGAUGACAUGCUUUACUGGCACAAGCACCGGGAUGGCUGGAAGACACCAGUCCCCAUGGAGGAGGACACGCUGCUGGACACGGACAUGCUCAUGUCGGAAUUCAGCGACACCCUCUUCUCCACACUCUCCUCCCACCCGCCCGUGGCCUGGCCCAAUCCACGUGAAAUAGCGCACCUGGGGAACGCAGACAUGAUUCAACCUGGCCUGAUCCCUUUGCAGCCCAACCUGGACUUCAUGGACACCUUCGAGCCCUUCCAGGACCUUUUCUCUUCCAGCCGCUCCAUUUUUGGCUCCAUGCUGCCUGCACCCGCCUCAACGCCUGCACCAGACCCCAACAGCCCACCUGCUCAGGAGAGCAUCCUGCCAACCACUGCUCUCCCCACUGCAAGCCUUCCCGACAGCUUCAUCGCACCCCCCGCAGCCGCUGCCCUAGACCCCACGAGUGGGCAGGGCUGUGAACACCCGCCCCAGCCUGGGGACCCCUUCAUCCAGCCGGCAGACCUGGGUCCCUCGGCACCGCCCCUGAGCGUCCCCCAGCCUUUCCUGCCCGUGUUCACCAUGCCCUUGCUCUCGCCCAGCCCCGCCCCGCCACCUCCUUCCCCCGUCUUGCCAUUAGGCCCCCCUCCCGCCACUGCCCUGAACCCCCCAACUCCCCCCGCCUUCCUGCAGCCCCAGAAGUUUGCUGAAGUCAGCAAGUCGCCCUCCGUCAUCACCCACACAGCCUCCGCCACCCUCACCCACGACGCUGCUGCCACCACCUUCAGCCAGAGCCAGGGCCUCAUUAUCACCACGCGCUAUCCGCCCCCCUCUGGGUCCCCCUAUGGCCUGGCACUGUCUCCUGUCACCCGGCCGCCAACCGCCGGGCCUCCCCAACCCCGUAUGACUUUCGUGCAUCCCAAGCCCGUCUCCUUGUCUGGGGGGAGGCACAAGCAGCCCCCCAAAAUAGUGCCUGCUCCCAAACCAGAGCCGGUGUCCGUGGUGUUGAAGAAUGCUUGCCUCGCCCCAGCUGCCUUCCCAGGACAGCCGCAGGCAGUGAUCAUGACAUCUGGCCCUCUGAAGAGAGAAGGAAUGCUGGCUUCCACCGUGUCCCAGUCCAGCGUGGUCCUCACGCCUGCUGCCCUCACCAGGGCUCCUGGAGUCACAGAGUUCCCCAGCGGCAUCCUGGUGACGGACCUCGGCCCUGGCCCGGGCAGCCAGCACGCCCCCGUGUCCCGGCUCUUCCCUCCUAGCACAGUGCCCGACUCCCUGGUGAAGGGCGAGCAGGGCCCGCUGCACGGGGGCAUUGCCCAGGUCCCUGCCGCGGGCGCCAGUCGGGACUGCCCGAACUCAGGGCAGGCUUCUCCGUGCACGUCUGAGCAGAGUCCCAGUCCUCAGUCCCCCCAGAACAACUGCUCAGGGAAAUCGCCUGCAGACCCCAAAAACGUGGCUGUUUUAAAGAACCGGCAGAUGAAGCACAUCUCAGCCGAGCAGAAGAGGCGCUUCAACAUCAAGAUGGGCUUCGACACCCUGAACAGCUUGAUCUCCAACAACACCAAGCUGGCCAGCCACGCCAUCACGCUGCAGAAGACUGUGGAGUACAUCACCAAGUUGCAGCAGGAGCGCAGUCAGAUGCAGGAGGAGGCCCGGCGGCUGCGUGAGGAGAUCGAGGAGCUCAACGCCACCAUCCUCUCCUGCCAGCAGCUGCUCCCUGCCACGGGUGUCCCCGUCACCCGGCGCCAGUUUGAUCACAUGCGAGACAUGUUUGACGAAUAUGUGAAAAGCCGGACCCUGCAGAAUUGGAAGUUCUGGAUUUUCAGCGUCAUCAUCAAGCCGCUGUUCGAGUCCUUCCAGGGCGUGGUGUCCACCAGCAGCCUGGACGAGCUGCACCGGACGGCGCUGUCCUGGCUGGACGAGCACUGCUCCCUGCCCGUCCUCAGGCCGACCGUGCUGAACACUCUCCGGCACCUGAGCACCACCACGUCCAUCCUGACAGACCCGUCCCAGCUGCCCGAGCAGGCAGCAGAGGCCGUCACUAGAAUCAGCCAGAGAGCUGGGGAGUCCUAG